AUGGGUUACAAAUUAAAAAAAUUCAAUGGAUAUACUACUGAAGAUCCCGAAGAACAUAUUGAAGAAUUUAGAUUGUGGCUUGCAGGUUCUGGAAUAGAUGUAGGUGCUGGCCAUGCUAAUAGAAUUAAUGUUCAUGCAAAUUUAGUCGAUGUUCAAGGAAGAAAUACCAGUCAAAUUGAAGUGCAGGCCUUAAAUCGUGCAAACAGGCAGAAUGGAAAUGUUAUAAUUCCAGCUCAUACAGUAAUACUGUGGUUGUACCUGGUAUUUGACUUGGACAAGUAUUAUACUGAUUUAAAAUCAACUAUUCUACAGUUACGGCUGAAAAACAAUGGAUACUUUUUGGUUCAACUGUUCAAGGAAGCGAUCCAGUUGGCCAUUUCUAUUCUAACUUAUAUGGAAGUUCGUCAUUUAGAAAUUGAAAAAUCAUCAGAUGAAUUGCUUCUGAAACUUGAAGAAAUUGAAAGAUAUACAGCAGAACAAUUAUCUGGAGCUUACUUGCAUUCAAACUCAGAUUCAGUAGCCAGUAAAGGUCAUGGAAAGAAUAAUUACUCAAACAAUACAGGUAUGACCAAAGAAAAAAUUGAAAAUCCGAUAAAAGGUAUUAUGGCAUCUUCACUAUCUCAACCUAUCUCACAAACUAUCUCUUCUAAAUCUCAGGAGAACCAGAUCACACUUUCACAAAACAAUUUCAAAAAAAUUAUAGCAGGUUUGAAAGGAACUAUUGCUAAAGGACAACAAACUUUGAAGAAACCUCCAGACCAGGAAAACAAAAAGCUAAUGAUCUUGCUAUAA
Messenger RNA from Acaulospora morrowiae, 792 nucleotides. NCBI's taxonomy places the organism in Eukaryota, Fungi, Glomeromycota, Glomeromycetes, Diversisporales, Acaulosporaceae. The record is from the annotation of a GenBank genome assembly.